AUGAGACGCAUUCGCCCAAUUCCCGAUACCCAUCCCCAAUUUUCUGUCCUCGAUCUCCCUGGGUAUCGCGAAUAUAGAGUGGAAAAUUGGCACUUGGCAAGAGAUGGCAGUGGUCGAAUAAUACGAGGAACAUCCUAUUUCCUAUGGUGGUCGAUCCUCUCACUCUGUAUAUCAAUUGCAUGGUUAAAGACCACCGCUUGGCUUUUGGCAACUUCCUUACUGGCUAUCACCUUGGUUGGCAUCAAUAGCUUGCCAAUACUCUAUGAAUCUGUUGUUGUUAUACCUUCGCAAGGUAUCCAGUUUGAAACCCAUCAAGGAUUGACAUCACGGCCAUUAAUUUCCUCCCGGCGCUUUAUCCCAUUCGCUUCUUUAAAGGAUGUUGUUAUUAACGAGGCCCUGCAUCGCUGGAAUGUGCGGUUUUAUUUGGUUGCCAUUCGGCAAGUUGGGGUCCACGGCCAUCGUUUGGAAGUAGCUUAUGAGAAUCUGUUGCCUCAUCACCCCAUCCUUCGACAAGUUUAUCAUGGUAUUCAAGAACUUUCACCGUACGUUGCGAGAUAG
This is a messenger RNA of Laccaria bicolor S238N-H82, 558 nucleotides long. RefSeq lists its product as uncharacterized. The transcript has 4 exons. Gene Ontology annotation, cellular component: glycosylphosphatidylinositol-N-acetylglucosaminyltransferase (GPI-GnT) complex. The record is from RefSeq and is a predicted model, not a curated record. Gene Ontology annotation, biological process: GPI anchor biosynthetic process. The coding region runs from base 1 to 558 and encodes 185 amino acids. NCBI's taxonomy places the organism in Eukaryota, Fungi, Basidiomycota, Agaricomycetes, Agaricales, Hydnangiaceae.